CUUAGCCCCGCCCACAUAGGGGCGGGGCCCGGCGUCCCGCCUCCCUGCGUGCCCCGCGCAGGCAGCGCUCAACCUUGAAGCCAAGAUGGCGUCGGCCACCAGUAUCAUCCGCCUUAUCCGCAACUUUCUGGCCGGGCGGGACCUCCAAGGUAAGCUGCAGCUGCGCUACACAGAGAUCUCCAAGAGGACCCAGCCGCCCCCCAGCCUCCCCGUGGGACCCAGCCACAAGCUAGCCAACAACUACUACUGCACGAGAGACGGGCGCAGGGAGGCCUUUCCGCCCAUUGUCCUCAUGGCGGCCCAGAAGAAGCUGGCGCCCGGAGCGGAAGCAGGAAGCUCCGACUCUUCCGUCGCGAGGACGGAGAAGCUGCCCGUGACCCCUGGCAUCCCCCCUCGGAAGUGGGAACUGUCCAAGGACGAGCCCUAUUUGUGAGACUGUCCCCCGGGGGCUCCAAGGCGGGGUUGCUUGAGAGCAGCCAGUCGGGUCUGGGUACUUGCUAGGAUGAGCAUCACCACCGAAGGACUUUUUUCUCCACCUGGACUAAUUAAAUAAAUGCAACCCAUGAUGUAACUAUUAAGUUGUACGUGAUUUUAAGGGGCGUGUUGGGCUGGGAAAAUAGAAUUUGAGGAGCAGAUGUUGGAAUCGUUAACCCAGCUCUAACAGCCAGAAUAAACGAAGGCACAAGAUA
This is a messenger RNA of Pseudonaja textilis, 689 nucleotides long. RefSeq names its product NADH:ubiquinone oxidoreductase subunit A7 (gene NDUFA7). Gene Ontology annotation, biological process: ATP synthesis coupled electron transport; mitochondrial electron transport, NADH to ubiquinone. NCBI's taxonomy places the organism in Eukaryota, Metazoa, Chordata, Lepidosauria, Squamata, Elapidae. The record is from RefSeq and is a predicted model, not a curated record. Gene Ontology annotation, cellular component: respiratory chain complex I; mitochondrial inner membrane.